CUGUGGGGCUAGGGAGUAAAAGACCUUCGAGAUUCCAAGCAGUAUCUUAGAUGAAGUGAAACAGCAGGAACAUCUUGCUAGUGCCACGGCCAUUGGUUACUUUUAUCCCCCAUUGGUCUCUGCUCUUGCAUCUUUGAUGUUCUGCUGAGCUUGCCGUCCCAGUCAUUAUCUCUGUUUAAGAGAGUUCAACUGGAAGAGUAGCUGCUAAAAUUUUUUUAAAGGGAUGCUAGCUGGCACUCAUCCUUUGCGGGUCCUUUGAUUAGAUUUACUUGUCAAAUUAAUUAUCCCUGGCUGGAAUUUCAGGAGAAGUUAUGGAAGUUGGGAUUUGCUGCUCCAUCUUUUAAGAAGUAAAUUGGAGGUCUUUAGUUAAAUAGCCCUCUCUCAGAAACAUGGGCAUUAGAGGCAGAGGGAAAAGAAGUCCUGUGUUCCUCAGGAUGUGUCUGCGUGUUCGUGAUAUAUGAAGUUUGGAGCUUUGCUUGAAAUAAAACCUUGGAAUCCUGAUGGGCAAUAUUUGGUCUGAAUGAGCAAGAUUUUCAUUAGAGGCAGACUCCCAAGAAAGAGUUAAAUACACUUCCUUAUUUGUGAAGGACAGUGUCUUCAGCCUUUUCUUCAAGAUUUUUUAUCAUGAAUUAUCACAUGUCAAUCUGGACAACUUACCAUAGUUAAAGUUUCACCAGUUGAAAAAUUGGAGACUUCCAGACUACUGAAAAGAAGGUGCUUUCAGAACUGGGGAUGUGAAUAAGACGCCUGUGCCAGGGCUCAUGAACCACCUUAAGUUGUCUUUCAGUAUGCAUGGGGGAUUGGUUCCAGGACUACUCCCCCCACUCCUACCCCUUGCAGAUAAACAAAAUCUGCAGGUGCUCAAGUAUCUUAUAUAAAAUGGCGUAGAACAAUGCAUACAGUCAGCCCUCUGGAUCCGCAGAUUCCCAACCAAAGAUCAAAAAUAUUAUUUAUCUGAAAAAAUGACUGCGGUGUUGGAAGACCAUUGCUAUUGGAAAGCCGGUUAGCAUCCAUUUCCUAAGAGAAACUUGACCACCAUUUGCUCUGGCAUGGCGCAAAGCAGUCCACAGCUUGAUAUGCAGGUUCUCCUUGACCUCCGACAACGUUUCCCUGAGAUUCCAGAGGGUGUGGUGUCUCAAUGCAUGUUACAGAAUAACAACAAUCUUGAAGCCUGUUGCCGAGCCCUUUCCCAGGAGAGUAGCAAAUACUUAUAUAUGGAAUACCAUAGUCCAGAUGACAACAGAAUGAAUAGAAAUCGCCUUUUGCAUAUUAACCUGGGUAUCCAUUCUCCUAGUAGCUACCACCCAGGAGAUGGAGCACAACUUAAUGGUGGUCGAACACUGGUACAUAGCUCAAGUGAUGGACAUAUUGAUCCACAGCAUGCAGCAGGUAAACAAUUGAUAUGUUUAGUUCCGGAACCACACUCGGCCCCAGCUGUUGUGGCUGCUACUCCAAACUACAAUCCAUUUUUUAUGAAUGAACAGAACAGAAGUGCAGCUACUCCUCCUUCACAGCCACCUCAACAGCCGUCUUCGAUGCAAACAGGAAUGAGUCCAUCUGCUAUGCAGGGGCCUUCACCUCCUUCAUACAUGCACAUACCUCGGUAUAGUACAAAUCCAAUUACUGUUACAGUAUCCCAAAACCUCCCUUCUGGACAGACUGUACCAAGAGCUUUACAAAUUCUUCCACAAAUUCCAAGCAAUCUCUAUGGGUCUCCUGGUUCUAUUUAUAUUAGACAGACAUCUCAGAGUCCAUCAGGAAGACGAACUCCUCAGAGUACCCCAUGGCAGUCCUCACCACAGGGCCCAGUGUCUCAUUAUAGCCAACGUCCUCUACCUAUUUAUCCACAUCAACAGAACUAUCAACCUUCUCAGUAUUCUCCCAAACAACAACAGAUUCCUCAGCCUGCUUACCAUUCGCCACCUCCUUCGCAGUGUCCUUCACCCUUCAGCUCUCCACAACAUCAAGUGCAACCUUCACCGUUGGGCCACCCGAGUUCCCACGUCUUUAUGCCCCCUAGUCCUUCAACUACUCCACCUCAUCCAUAUCAACAAGGACCUUCUAGCUAUCACAAACAGGGAAACCAUUCAGUAGCUUAUCUCCCAUAUACAACAUCUAGCUUACCCAAAGGAUCCAUGAAGAAGAUAGAAAUUACAGUUGAACCCUCUCAAAGGAGUCCUUCACCUAUCAGUAAUCAGCAGUCUCCACGGAAUCAGCACUCGUUGUACACAGCUACCACUCCACCCUCAAGUUCUCCUUCAAGAGGGAUAUCCAGUCAACCAAAACCUCCAUUUAGUGUUAAUCCUGUGUAUAUUACAUAUACACAGCCAACUGGACCUUCAUGCGCUCCAUCACCAUCUCCUCGUGUAAUACCAAACCCAACUACAGUUUUUAAAAUUACCGUAGGCCGAGCAACGACUGAAAAUCUUUUAAAUUUAGUGGACCAAGAAGAACCUUCUGCAGCCCCAGAACCUAUUCAGCCCAUUUCAAUGAUACCAGGCUCUGGGGGAGAAAAGGGAAGCCAUAAAUACCACAGGAGUUCUAGUUCUGGAUCAGAUGACUAUGCCUAUACACAAGCCUUGCUGUUGCAUCAGCGAGCAAGGAUGGAGAGGUUAGCAAAGCAAUUGAAACUUGAGAAAGAGGAGUUAGAACGAUUGAAGGCUGAAGUUAACGGUAUGGAGCAUGACCUAAUGCAGAGACGGCUCAGAAGGGUCAGCUGCACCACUCCGAUUCCAACGCCUGAGGAAAUGACAAGAUUGAGAAGCAUGAACAGACAACUCCAGAUAAAUGUUGACUGUACACUGAAAGAAGUUGACCUCCUUCAAUCUAGAGGAAACUUUGAUCCAAAAGCCAUGAAUAAUUUUUAUGACCACAUACAACCUGGCCCAGUGGUACCACCCAAGCCAUCUAAAAAAGACUCAUCAGACCCUUGCACAGUUGAGAGGAAAGCCCGAAGAAUUAGUGUGACCUCCAAAGUACAGGCGGAUGUCCAUGACACCCAGGCAGCAGCUGCAGAGCAUCUACCUGGCUCCAAGCACAAUCCUCAGACACAGCCCCGAGAUGAAGACUAUGAAGGGGCCCCAUGGAAUUGUGACAGCUGUACGUUUCUGAACCACCCAGCACUAAAUCGCUGUGAGCAGUGUGAGAUGCCCCGAUACACCUGAGUUCAGAAGAGUCUGCACCAGGUUGACAGUGAAGCUGAGCGCCCAUUAGAAGAAAAGGAAACUGCGGGGAUCUUCAUCUGUCCAGCCUUUUCAUUUCAGAUUCCAUAGGGGGUGGAGGAAUGCACUGUAGCUGCCUGUGCUCACUACAGGAAAAAUGGGGAAGGUUUUUUCCCUUCUUAACUCAUUACAGAGUGAGAGACAGAAAGGGAUACUUGAAACUGGGAAAGGAUUCUCUCCUGAAAGAAUGUACACAGAGAAGUCAAGAGCUCUUCUGUGGGAUCCAGUUGUUGAAGUUACUGCUGAGUGGCCCUUAUUUUGUAAACUAGAACUUGGAAUCAUAGUGUGACAUAUUACAGUUUAUGCAGGCAAACUGUGAAUCCCCAUAGCAGACUUACCUGGUCACAGCUCUCUGAAAAACAAAGCGCCUCCCCCCUUCCCCAUGCUUUUUCCCAUUGCUUCCUCCUGAAGAGGACAGGGAAAAGCACUUAGAAUAUG
Molecule: messenger RNA, 3659 nt
Organism: Myotis brandtii (Brandt's bat)
Lineage: Eukaryota; Metazoa; Chordata; Mammalia; Chiroptera; Vespertilionidae
Gene: TAB3
Product: TGF-beta activated kinase 1/MAP3K7 binding protein 3
Exons: 11
Coding region: 1050-3164 (704 amino acids)
Cellular component (GO): extracellular exosome
Molecular function (GO): ubiquitin binding
Source: RefSeq, a predicted model, not a curated record